UUAUAGACUUAUCACAUCUUCCUUCGGAAUUAAGCAAUCCAUGUUUCGUUUUCUCUUUUCCGAUCGCUAUUUAGUGGCAGACUCUGUCUUUUCACUUGUAUGAGCUUACAUUUAACUCUUUUGUUUUAGCUCAUAUAGUUCUUUAAUUUUGUCCUUGAUGGUGAUGUAAAAGACUUUUUGGGAGGAUUUAGAAUUAAGAUAUCUCAAACCGCAGAUAACUCGGAAUGGCUAAUCUGGAGAGUGAAGUGGUGCCAUCAUCUCUUGUGGAGGUAGCACCAAUCCUUCGUUUAGCCAAUGAUGUAGAAGCUAGUAACCCUCGUGUUGCUUACUUAUGUCGGUUUUAUGCUUUUGAGAAGGCAUGCAAGAUUGAUCCCACAUCAAGUCGUCGUGGUGUUCGCCAGUUCAAGACUGCGCUUCUUCGACGCUUAGAACAUGAUCAGGAUGAAACACUUCGUGCAGAUAGGCAGAAGGGUAGUGAUGCUUGCGAAAUGCAAAGCUUUUAUCAACACUACAACAAGACAUAUAUUCAGCCUUUGCUAGACGCUGCUGACAAAGCUGACCGUGCUCAACUCAAAAAGGCAUAUCAAACUGACGCUAUUUUCCUUGAAGUCUUGAAGUCGUUAAAAGUGGAAGUGGCUGAUGAGGUUAUGGAAGCCCACACAAAGAUCAUUGAAAGAAUCCAGAUUUUAUGUGCCUUAGAAGAUGAUGAUGACAUUUUUGAGGAAUACCUCAAGAACCAAUUGUAGCUGAAGAACCCAAAUUGAAAAGAGAAAAUGUUGAUCAAAAAUCUUUUCUUAUUAAUACUAUAGAAGAAGGAAACAAACAACUUCUAGAGCAAUUGAAGAAGACAAACGAACAAAGACAACAGUUUCUGGAUAUUCAAAGCAAAACUUACGCACUGAAAGAAAUUGGAGAAGAAAACAAAAUCUUACUGCUGGACUUGAGUUCUAUACAUAAUCCGUAUAUUCGUUCAUUUAUGGAAGGCGAACAAACAAGGAUUUUGCAAAAGCGUAAUUAUCAAUACCGAUGUUAAGAAUCUAUCCUUUGCUUUAUUUCUUGCUUUGACAAUAUUUUGAUGAUCUUGGUCUUAGUCUUUGUUGUGAUUAUCUUUAACUGUGCUACUCUAUGUAUUCUGAAAUUUAAAGUUACUUGCUAUUUAAUAUAUGCCAUUGUUAUAUUUUUAA
Molecule: messenger RNA, 1184 nt
Organism: Brassica napus (rape)
Lineage: Eukaryota; Viridiplantae; Streptophyta; Magnoliopsida; Brassicales; Brassicaceae
Product: callose synthase 2-like
Exons: 5
Coding region: 225-746 (173 amino acids)
Biological process (GO): late endosome to vacuole transport via multivesicular body sorting pathway
Cellular component (GO): multivesicular body
Source: RefSeq, a predicted model, not a curated record